Molecule: messenger RNA, 2448 nt
Organism: Aegilops tauschii subsp. strangulata
Lineage: Eukaryota; Viridiplantae; Streptophyta; Magnoliopsida; Poales; Poaceae
Biological process (GO): tRNA transcription by RNA polymerase III
Cellular component (GO): RNA polymerase III complex; nucleus
Source: RefSeq, a predicted model, not a curated record
CUCGUCUGCCCCGAGUUGCCGCACACCUCUUUCCUGAGAAACAGAAAACCCAAAUCCCCUCGGCGGCGGAACCCUAGCAGCUCGCCGCCAGCGGCGGGCCAUGGCGACCGACGGCGACAUCGACAUGGCCGACCUCGCCUCCCUCGACGCCCCGGCCUCUUCCGCCGCCGCCGCCGCCCCCUCCGUCCGCUUCCAACCCAACGUCAAGGGCAAGCCCAAGCCCAAGCCGAAGCCGAAGCCGAAGGCCAAGCCGGCGCCCAAGCCCAAGGACAAACCAGAGCCGGAGCCAAAACCGGAGGAGGGUGACCCCCACGCUGUGGCGGCGGCGGCCACGCUGCCGGAGGGCGGCGUGGAUGCGAUGGAGACCGACACGGACAGGGUGGGCGCCGGCGAGGGCGCGGAUGACAUGGAUGUCGAGGACGAGGACUUUGUGGUGCGGGAGAUCGACGUCUACUUCACGCCCAAGCCCUUCGACAAGGACAGCAAGCUGUACAUCAUGCAGUAUCCGCUGAGGCCAUGCUGGCGUCCGUACGAGCUCGGUGAGGUGUGCAAGGAGGUGCGCGUGAAGCCAGGGAGCUCAAAGGUUGAGGUGGACUUGGAGGUCGAUACGCAGAGCGACAAUUACGACCCGGAGGUUUCUGGGUCUCUGAGGCUGACGACGCAGACGCUGUCAUCAUCGGAGGCGGCCGAUGUGUCUGACUAUGCCGUUGGGGUUCUCCGAGGCAACAUGGUUCAUCUGAAUCAUCUUGAUGCGGUGAUGCAGCUACGGCCGUCAAUGCCGCAUCUGAUUUCUGGUGCUUCGCGUACUAGGCAGCCUUUGCAACAGGUGGAAACAAAUGGUGGUCGUGCUGGUGGCCAGGCUGUUCCACCAGCUAAGGGAAAUGAGCGCUCAGAUGGUUCCAAGGACUUGCCUAAAGAACCUGAGCCAUGGAUUUCUCUCACUUACGAACCAGCUGGGAGUGAUGUUGCAAGCAAGUACUAUGCUGAGAUGGUAGCGAGCGAAGGCAGGCCUAUAGAUUUCACAAUGAGCACACAGGAUUACGCAUUGUCAUUGUGUCCUGGAGGGCCGACAGGCAGCAAGAAUAUUAACAGAAGCCAGGUGAUCCGGGAGAUGCUUUCACUGCCACUGGAAGAGCGCCUGAAGAAAUGGUUUACUGAGGUGUCACAAGUGACUCGAUUUGUUGCUCUAAUGCAUCUUGCUCCAGACUGUUCGGAGGAAGACCUUCUGGAAACUCUUCCAGGGUAUGCUGAUUUGGUGCGUGGUUUAUGGGUCUGCAGAAGUUCUUUGUUGUAUGAUGAUGGACUCGCUUCCAAAAGGGAUCAAAUUAUGCUUGAGUUUACAAAAAUGGAAUCCAUACCUGUGAAGUAUGUGGAGAGACUGAUCAGAGAUGAGCGAACAAGGAACAUGAUAUUGAAUCCGCUGGGUAAAAGAAGGGAGAAGCUUCAAGACUACAAGUUUAUAGUAGCAGCAGAUUCAUCCUUCAUAAAACAUUAUUCCCAUAUAGUCAAGGAGCAAGAAAAUGCUUGGUCGGUCCGUGCUGCAACCAUGCCUGACCCCCUAGAGAAAUGCAGCGCUACUGAACAAAGGAAAACCAAGAACUCAACCAAAUCUAACAUUCCUGUGAAAGGGCCUGAUCCAGUAAUGGGUAAGACCAAGGAUGUCCUCGUUCAAGGAAGUGAAAACCAUGUGCGCUCUGUCUUGGAUAGUGUCUUCACUGCCAAUAAAGUUCGCAGCUUUCCGGCAGUUGUUAGAGACUUGAGGCACUUGGCAGUAAAAUAUGCCUCUGAUAGGAAAGAUGGAGCAAGAUUCCAAGCUCUGUCAAAUGCUGCACAAACUUGUGUUUCACUUUCUCGUAAAGAGCUUGAUGCUUCAAUACGUCUUGUUGCUGUUCCUGUCCAUGAUUUAUAUGUUCAAAAGUCCGAGGAGAAGGCUAGUGUGCGAAAUUGUCUCAUUAAGCUCUUCCGUGAUAGAGUUCCCAAUGGAACAUUAAAGAAGCAGGAAAUCCUUGAUUGUGCUCUGAGUAUCUUAAAGAGAAAAAUUAGUGAGAAAGAGUACCAUCAGGCCGUGUCUGAGAUCUGCAUCUCAAAUGAAGAUGGACACUUGGUAUUAAAGAAUGGUGAAAUGCCCUGAAUUCAGCCAUCAGGCUGUGACUGAGUUCUGCAUAUCAAAUGAAGAUGGAUACUUGGUAUUGAAGAAUGGUGAAAUGCCCUGAAUUCGAUAUGAUGAUGAACCUUAUAGAUGUCCAAAGUGCUUGAAGUUUACUGUAGUCACAGAAGGUGGUAAAUAACCAUUCUAGCAUUGCAUGUCGUUCUCUAAAAAUAGUUGGGUGUGUUCUUAGCAAUAAAGAUGGGCAUUGGUUGUGUAAUUGGUUCAUCAUAUCUGGACCACUUGCUGACAAGGUUCAAAAUUCAAAUCAACAUUUCUAAGCACUAUGUUUCUUUAUUAAA